Molecule: messenger RNA, 675 nt
Organism: Diaporthe batatas
Lineage: Eukaryota; Fungi; Ascomycota; Sordariomycetes; Diaporthales; Diaporthaceae
Exons: 2
Coding region: 1-675 (224 amino acids)
Source: RefSeq, a predicted model, not a curated record
AUGCUUCACGGCCAUGGGAUCAGGGUCACGGUCGAGCUUCACUGGUGCCCUCGCAACGAGGUCCCACGGCUGCAGGCCGCCGACGAAAUUGCCUACCAAGCGAGGCGCAACCGCCUCGGCUACUCCAACGCCGAUGGGGAGCUCUGGAGCGAGACGAUCAAGUCGGACAUGGUGCUUGAGAUUGAGAUGCUGGUUUCAGAACACUCUACUGCUGACGAUCCCCCAACGACGAGCGACAGAUUUAGGGCACCCCCAGCGGGAUCCACGCCGAUGAGCAAGAAGUCGAUGAGACGGGAGAGGCGGAAAGCCCGGCGGCUGGCUGCGGAGGGCGUGGCGACCGCCUCCUCCGCAGACGGCUCCCAGGUGCCAACGCUCACGCCCAACCACCUCGUCUCGUCUCGUGGGCCUGCCACCGUUGACGCCGUGAAGGGCAAGGUCGAAGAGGAUGAAGAUUCCAAGAGGCCGAUGAAGAGGGCCAAGAUAUCGAACAUGAAAGAGGAGGCGAUCAACAACACCGCGGGUGAGACCGGCUUAGACACUCUGAAGGGAACACAACAACACGCCUGCGCGAUGCCAGGUCUGGGUGGAAUGGACCCCCAGAUGAAGGUCUUCCAGCCAGGCUGGGACAUGCCGGGCGGAGACGCCAGGGCGAAACCAGAUGCGUGGAAAGAAUGA